GCAGUCUUCUUCGCUCCCUCCACAUCCUUGAAUAAUCUGAUAGUCUCACACAGACAUCGUUGCUGAUCAACGGAACAAGCAGCCAUGGCGACAAGCCCGCCGCUUAGCCAAGCUACUGGCUAUGGAGUAAUCAUUGGUCUUGGAUUCCUCUUUGCCUUUGGAAUGAUGCUCACGACCUUUGUCCUCAAGCGCUACAAUAACGAACUUCAGACUUCGGAAGUGUUCAGCACUGCAGGUCGAACCGUCAAAUCUGGUCUCGUCUCCUCCGCCGUAGUUUCAUCCUGGACAUGGGCAGCAACACUUUUGCAGUCUUCCUCGAUCGCAUAUCAGUAUGGUGUCAGCGGGCCAUUCUGGUACGCCUCUGGUGCUACUGUCCAGAUCAUUUUGUUCGCCACGAUUGCCAUCGAGCUUAAACGCAAAGCACCGAAUGCUCACACUUUCCUCGAAGCCAUUCGUGCCAGGUAUGGACCUGUCACUCACGGCGUCUACAUUGUUUUCGGCCUGAUGACCAACAUCCUGGUAACGGCAAUGCUUCUGACCGGAGGCUCAGCUGUUGCUACUUCUCUCUGCGGCGUGUCUACGGCCGCUGGCUGCUUCCUUCUCCCAGUGGGCGUGGUGCUCUACACCAUGUUCGGAGGAAUCAAAGCGACCUUCUUGACAGAUUACAUUCACACUGUGGUGAUUUUGGUCAUCAUCUUGACCUUUGCCUUCACGGCUUAUGCCACAGGAUCUCAACUUGGAAGCCCAAGCGCUGUAUAUGAUCUCCUGAUGGAGGCCACUGAGCGACACCCUGUGGAAGGCAAUGCCGGCGGAUCUUACCUGACCAUGAGGUCCAAGGGGGGGGUCAUCUUCUUCGUGAUCAACAUUGUUGGCAAUUUCGGCACGGUGUUCAUGGACAACGGCUACUACAACAAGGCCAUCGCAGCCUCGCCUGUCCAUGCUCUCCCAGGCUACAUUGCCGGCGGUCUGUCUUGGUUCGCAAUUCCAUGGCUAGCGGCCACCACAAUGGGUCUGUCAGCCCUUGCUCUCGAGAACAACCCAGUCUUCCCGACAUACCCCAACCGCAUGGAUCCAGCAGAUGUCAGCGCGGGGUUGGUCCUCCCAAACGCAGCCGUCGCUCUUCUCGGUUCAGGAGGAGCCGCAGCGACCCUUCUUCUGAUCUUCAUGGCCGUGACAUCUGCUAUGUCGGCGGAGCUGAUUGCCGUGUCUUCGAUCUGGACAUACGAUAUUUACAAGACAUACAUCAACCCAAAUGCGAGCGGCAGACGACUGAUCUACAUGUCUCACACGAGCUGUGCUGUCUAUGCGCUCUGCAUGGCCGCUUUCUCCACUGGCCUGCACUACGCUGGAAUUUCAAUGGGCUAUCUCUACCUCCUGAUGGGCGUCAUCAUCAGUGGAGCAGUCCUGCCAUCGACUCUCACACUCCUCUGGAGCAGACAAAGCUGGACAGCCGCGACCUUUGCUCCGCCACUGGCACUUUGCUGCUCCGUGACUGGCUGGCUAGUCCAGGCUAAAGUGCAAUAUGGAGAAUUGAGCGUGACGACUACCGGCUCAAACUACCCAAUGCUGGUCGGCAACGUAGUGUCACUUCUCGCUCCCGCGAUCUUCGUGCCCAUCCUCUCCCUCGUGUUCCGCACACCAGCAUACGACUGGGUCAGCAUGGCUCAAAUCCGCAAAGGCGACGAUUCAGAUCUUGCAGCCGCCGCCCAGGUUGACCUCGAAAUGAUCCCAGGGGAACAAAGCAAACGUCAAGAAGAGGAAGCCGCAGAGCAAUCGAAACUGCUCCGCGCCAGCAAAAUCGCUCGCUGGCUGACAGUCGCCAUGACUUUAUCUUUCCUCAUCCUGUGGCCAAUGCCCAUGUACGGAAGCUCAUACAUUUUCUCCAAGAAAUUCUUUACUGGCUGGGUCGUCGUCGGAAUUCUUUGGCUCUUCUGCAGCUCGUUCUGCGUGGGAUUGUAUCCUCUGUGGGAAGGCCGAAAGACCAGCGUCAGAACUGUCAAAGCUAUCUUCAAAGACAUCACUGGUCGCGGCAGCCCACACGUCCAUCAUGGACAACCUGUCUUCCGGGAAGAGGAUGAAUCGGAGAAGGAACAUUCCAAGAAGACUUCUACUCCACCACAAGUCGAAGUCGAGCAUUGAAGACGAGUCGAUAUUGGAUGAGCUUUACGAAUUACGACCACGACUUGGUGAUACCAAUGUACUGCAAUACUUAUAUAUCUAAUAUAGUGCAAAAGAGCCUUUGAGGUACUCGAUGCGA
This is a messenger RNA of Cercospora beticola, 2257 nucleotides long. It is a transcript of the gene DUR3, whose product is annotated as Dur3p. The record is from RefSeq and is a predicted model, not a curated record. Gene Ontology annotation, biological process: putrescine transport; urea transmembrane transport; spermidine transport. Gene Ontology annotation, cellular component: plasma membrane. Gene Ontology annotation, molecular function: urea transmembrane transporter activity; spermidine transmembrane transporter activity; putrescine transmembrane transporter activity. NCBI's taxonomy places the organism in Eukaryota, Fungi, Ascomycota, Dothideomycetes, Mycosphaerellales, Mycosphaerellaceae.